This is a messenger RNA of Aspergillus pseudotamarii, 988 nucleotides long. Its product is annotated as putative short-chain dehydrogenase/oxidoreductase. NCBI's taxonomy places the organism in Eukaryota, Fungi, Ascomycota, Eurotiomycetes, Eurotiales, Aspergillaceae. The record is from RefSeq and is a predicted model, not a curated record. The transcript is spliced from 2 exons. Gene Ontology annotation, molecular function: oxidoreductase activity. Bases 134 to 940 code for a protein of 268 amino acids.
GUUUAGUCUCCGCUAGACAUGGUGACGACAUUAGCAUCAAGACAGCUGAAUUUAGAUAUAAAAGGAGGAAAGGCAUGUCGUUGUGAAAUGUAGUUGUAAUAAUCAUCCUUAAUUUCUAUCAAUUAUUCCCAACAUGCCAUUCCCUUACACAAAAGUCCUAGUGAUCGGUGCUACAUCAGGCAUUGGCAAAGCACUGGCUACUAAACUCGUGCAAAAUGGUACCCAGGUUGUCAUUGCUGGUAGGAGGAAGGAGAAGUUGGAAGAGUUCGUCAAGGAGUAUGGCACUGAGAAGGUCAAAUCCAAAGUUUUUGAUGUCAUGAAUCUUGAAGCAAUUCCCCAAUUUGCUUCAGAAGUGAUUUCCGAAAACCCUGACCUUGACUGUGUCUUCGUCAAUUCCGGAGUCCAGCGGCCAUUUGAUUUCGCACACCCCGAGAGCGUCGAUCUAGACGUUUUCGACCAAGAAUUGGUCACGAAUUAUACCUCUGCAGUUCGUCUCACCAAGGCAUUCCUCCCACACCUGCAAAAACAACCAACCCAGACAGCCAUUGCAUUUACCACAUCACAAAUGGCUCUUGUUCCGAUGAUGCGCUGUCCGAAUUACGGUGCCUCCAAGGCCGCACUGCACCAUUUCAUCCUCGCCCUGCGUACGCAACUGCAGGACGGAGCCGGAAAUGUGAAGGUGCUGGAGAUAUACCCGCCCGCUGUGCAGACCGAGUUGCACGACGCAAAGCACCAACCGGAUCUGAAAGACGGCCAUCUCAUUGGAAUGCCGCUGCAGGAAUUCAUCGAUGAAGUGUGGGCCAAGCUAACCCAAGGCGAGGAACAAAUCCCGGUCGGAUCAGCCAAGGAUAUCUUUGAGGCGUUCGAGGUUAAGAGGCAAGGGAUAUAUCAGCAGAUGACUGAGAUGCUGGCGGGUUUGCUCAAGCAAUUCUUGCGAUGAGCGAUCGACUUGUUGGAUGUGAAUUAGAGAUAGACCAUUCAGCAACGC